Molecule: messenger RNA, 2101 nt
Organism: Fimicolochytrium jonesii
Lineage: Eukaryota; Fungi; Chytridiomycota; Chytridiomycetes; Spizellomycetales; Powellomycetaceae
Product: S-adenosyl-L-methionine-dependent methyltransferase
Exons: 2
Biological process (GO): RNA processing
Molecular function (GO): RNA methyltransferase activity; RNA binding
Source: RefSeq, a predicted model, not a curated record
CAAACACUUGCACUGCGUUUGGCAAAGGGCAACUGUAUUGGCAACCGAUAUCUGGAGUACAGUACACUGGACUCAGCGCACAGCGUGGCUUCUUUCCGUCGACAGGAGCACAAUGAAACGAGAACUAGACGAGGACGCGACAGAGGUCGAGGCUGAGCCAGGUGCUGAGCCAACGCUCACCGAAGGAGUCCUUGCUCCCGACAACAAGAAGGUCAAAAUCGAGGAUGUAGCCGAAAGCGCUCCCGCAUCCGUGCCAGAAAGCACCCCCGUGGAAGCUCCUGCUGUCGCACUCACCGACUCGAACGCAACGACGCGCUUCCGUUUGCGCGUGGACAACCUUCCUAAGUAUGCCGACCGCAAGGCCGUUGAGAAAAUCUGUAGAGCAAACGGAGUGGAGGGUUUGGAUCAGUGCAAGAAGGCACCAACAUGGAACUACUGCUUUCUGGCUUUCGAGACGGAGGAGGCGCGGAAGGAUGCGAUGGAGAAGCUGCAGGGGAAGCCUAUGAAGGACAAGGAGUUGGAGGUGUCCUUUGUGAACCUCCAGGAGCGCGAAGGCAUGCGAGACAUGAAGGGAAAAUCGCAACGUGAUGUUGCAGCAGGCAGGGAGGAUGCCAAUGACACACGCACACCCGAGGAGCGAAUCGCAGAUCAAGUCAGUCCGCUAUGGCGGCAAUCUUACACCGAACAAGUAGAAAGCAAGCGCAAAAUGAUGCACAAGGCACUCAAAAAGUUCGGACAGGAUAUGGAACGUUACUUUCCACGAGAUUACUUCAGGAACAGGCAGGAACCGCCUGAAGAUCUUACCAUAAUGUCUGACAUGACGUCGGAGGAGAAAGCUAUUCGACAGCUGGCUUGGUUGAAACCUGCACAGAAGAAGAAUGGCGGCGUCCCGUGCGAGUUGCUGGAGCCCGUGCAUUCCCCGCAAUUGGAAGGGUACAGGAACAAAUGUGAAUUCACAUUUGGAUGGAACUCGGAAGGAAAGAAGGUCGCAGGGUUUCUGUUGGGACUAUUCAAAGACGGCCUCGUCACGGUCAUCGAACCCACAACAACAAAGAUAGUGUCCCCCGCAGCUGCUAAUAUCGCGGAACUGUUGUCUUCAUUUGUGCAAUCCUCCGACCUGGAUCUUUACGACCGCAUCAACAAGGUCGGCUUCUGGCGACUCGCGCUUGUCCGCACCUUCCGAACAGGCGAGAACAUGGUUGUGGUGCAGUACAACCCAACGGGGGUCGACGAAGCGACGGUGCUUGCCGCCCAGAGCGCCCUCAAAGCCCACCUCGAACCGACAAAGGAUACUCCGACUGGUGUUACGACUCUCCUCAUCCAAGAGCACGAUGGCACCUUCAACGGUUUCAUAGACGGCGCCCCUCUGAAGGUGCUUUAUGGGUCGGGCAGUGUUCACGAGACGCUACUAGGGUUGAGGUUUCGGGUCUCCCCAACAGCGUUCUUCCAGGUCAACACGGAAGGGACGGAGCUGCUAUACUCGAAAGUCCGGGAAUGGUGUGCGCUGCAGGAGGUGGAAGCCGAAAGGGUGGGCAGAGGGCUCGUUACCGCUGGGGAAGUGAAAGCGGCCCUACCUCCACCUAUGGAGACACCUGAUUCAAACCAGAGUACCGUUACCGCCAGCCCGCCCACAGAGGCGACUGCGUCAGAAACCAAUAACGGGGCAGCAUUAUCUGCUUUCCCACCCCGCGCGAAAGAUCUGUCACCACCAGGCACUAUCCUUCUGGAUCUUUGUUGCGGAACAGGCACCAUCGGUCUGACCAUGGCAUCUCACGUGAAAAAGGUCAUCGGCGUUGAUAUCAUCGCAUCCGCCAUCGCCGACGCCGAGCAUAAUGCCCAACUGAAUGGUGUCUCCACCACAGCGACCACCACCGUCGACGAGGCUAAAGUCGUCUACUUCGCCGAUCAGGUUGAAAAGGUCAUCAACCAGGUGAUACAUGAGUAUGUGGGGAAAUACGACGACGUAGUUGCAGUGCUUUGUCUGCGUUCUCCGGGCGGAAAUGUUCUGUGGUUACAUCAUGUAUUCGCGUGCUUUGUGAAAUAGGGGGGCAAUCGCUCACGCUGCCUCUCCACUCCAGUUUAUGCAGACCGACCUCCAACA